UCGGCUGUCACAACAACACUUCGCCAUUUCAGAUUCGGGGGGGCUGAAACUCCCGAGGAGGAAUUAGGUCAACCAAGCGAGGGUGCCAGGCUCCGGUCGUGUCUUCAUUGAAAACAUCUCCCUGCUCGUCUUUUUUCACACUCAGAAGGAUUUAUUCUUUAUGGUCCGAUGCGUUUUAUUCAGCUGAUACGGAUGAGUUUAUCCUGCGCGGGCCCGGGUUGAAGUGUCCAGUCAGGAGUCGGAUUUCCCUGCUAACAGCUAGUGAGCUAGCUGAGUGUAAACAACAAGGAUGAAGAGGGUGAAAGGAGGAGAGGAGAGCAGCAACAGCUCCUCUAGUGAGAGUCCACCAGAAACUCGCAAAAAGGUGCGGACGCUUCUCAGCAAGGAGUCAGAGGCUCUGGUUGUGGCCAGUCAGUCACCAGAUGGCGACUGGACGAGACUGCCUCAGGAGCUCCUGCUUCACAUCUUCCAGUACCUCCCACUGCUGGACCGGGCUUUUGCCUCUCAGGUGUGCCGCGGCUGGAACCAGGCGUUCCACAUGCCUGAGCUGUGGAGGUGCUUUGAGUUUGAGCUCAACCAGCCGGCCAGCUCUUACCUGAAAGCCACACAUCCGGAUCUCAUAAAGCAGAUCAUAAAGAGGCACUCCAACCACCUGCAGUAUGUCAGCUUCAAGGUUGACAGCAGUACAGAGUCUGCAGAGGCAGCAUGUGACAUCCUGUCACAGCUGGUGAACUGUUCCUUGAAGACCUUGGGGCUCAUCUCCACAGCCAGGCCCAGUUUCAUGGAGGUUCCAAAGUCUCACUUCAUCUCGGCUCUGACUGUGGUAUUCGUCAACUCCAAAUCGCUCUCUUCUCUGAAGAUUGACGACACGCCCGUCGAUGAUCCGUCUCUAAAGGUGCUGGUGGCGAACAACAGUGACACCCUGAAGCUGCUGAAGAUGAGCAGCUGCCCUCACGUGUCCCCUGCAGGGAUCCUGUGUGUGGCUGAUCAGUGUCACGGGCUGAGAGAGCUGGCUCUAAACUACCACCUCCUGAGCGAUGAACUCCUGCUGGCCCUCUCCUCGGAGAAACACGUCCACCUGGAGCACUUGAGGAUCGACGUGGUGAGCGAGAACCCCGGCCAGCACUUCCACACCAUCAAAAAGAGCAGCUGGGACGCCAUGGUGCGACACUCUCCCAAAUUCAACCUGGUCAUGUACUUCUUCCUCUACGAGGACGAGUUCGGUCCUUUCUUUAACGAGGAGAUCCCCGUCACUCAUCUCUACUUCGGCCGCUCGGUCAGUAAGGAGGUCUUAGGCCGCGUUGGCCUCCACUGCCCUCGUCUGGUGGAGCUGGUGGUGUGCGCUAACGGCCUGCGUCCUCUGGACGAGGAGCUGAUCCGCAUCGCCAAGCACUGCACCCAACUGUCGGCCAUCGGCCUGGGAGAGUGCGAGGUGUCCUGCAGUGCGUUUGUGGAGUUUGUCAAGAUGUGCGGUCGGAGGCUUUCCCAGCUGUCCAUUAUGGAGGAGGUGCUCAUCCCUGAUCACAAAUACACCCUGGAUGAGAUCCACUGGGAGGUUUCCAAGCACCUGGGUCGGGUGUGGUUCCCUGACAUGAUGCCCACGUGGUAAAGUGAAGCCAAAGAGGCACACGAGAGUUAACUUUGUGGUGUGGACGAGUUGUGUUUGCAUUGAAAAGCCUUUUAACGCUGAGCUGUAGUGUUAAUAUUUGGUGCCAACUGGGAGAGCACAAACUUGCUGAACUCCUGAGUGGAGCGUAGAGAGAGGAUGUAAUGUGGCGCCUGACUUCUACACAAUGUGAGCAUGUCAUGCAAACACCACAAAAAUCUCUACCUGUCUGCUUCAACGAGGACCGUGGAAUCCUGCUUCGCUCAAUCCAGAGACAGAACUGGCCACGCCGGCUUCUUCAACUAAUAAACAAUCAGUAAACGGAGCAGUUCAGGGGAGUAUACGACUAAAAAAAGCAAUGUUUUAUAACUGCAAAUUGAGUUAUAUGGACGUAGUAGCCUGGGUAUGAGAUUCUAUUAUCUGAGGUGUGCGUGUGUGUGUGCGUGUGUGUGUGUGUGUGGGUAUGCAGAUGUGUGGAUGUCCCUUUUCGUGGUGAAAUUGGGGAAGAUUAAAUGCACAGUUUCACGUUGUUACACUACCACUCGACCUCCUUCGAUUCAGAUAGCAGCUCUGCACUCUAACGAUAUUCAGCAUCGGAGGUUUCCACGUGGCUUUUUGUACAUAGUAUGCGACAGGCUGUUUGUCAGCUGGCGUCAGAAGAGGGGAGGGGCGGGGUGGGGUUAUAAUGCCAAGAGGAGCGGCUGGGUCCUACACCUACCUUCAAACUUAUUUAAAAAAGACAGAGAAGCAGCAGCGGUGUUUGACGACAUCUCGCUUUCCCUCCCAAAGUGAGCUGGAUUGUGCGACGAUGAGAAGAGAGAGAGAGAGAGAGAGAGAGAGAGAGAGAGAGAGAGAGAUGUGGAAGAGGAUGGAAGUCAGUGGAGGAGAGAAACAGACACGUGUAUAUAAGUCUCUAUCUUUGUGAUGUAACGGUGUACAGUGUUGAUUGAUGUCAUGGAUUCUUUUUUAUUUUCUCCAUUUUUUUUAUGUUCUGUGUCAAAAUCACAUUGGCCCUACGAGUGGAUUCCUCAGUUUUAUAAAGUCAAAGAUUUUCAAAGCACCUUACAUGUAAAACCAAAUGAUCGUCAGGGAAAGUAAAGUGAGUCGGUCGGCCCUGAUGAAGUUGAGAAAGCAAUCUUUAAAAUGCUCUCACUCUUGAAGCUGGACUCAGAUUUGAUUGAUGAUCAUCAACACUGUCACAGGAUUAUUCUCAAUCAGACUCCUGGGACAGUAGAGCAGAGAUGUGAUCAUCUAUGUAAAUAUAGAUACUGCACAGAAUUGGAGGUAGAUUUUGGAGAUUUCCUCGACCUUCAUAUUCAGAUUACUUUGUAAUAAUUCUAUAAUCUAGUCUGUGCAGCUUACAGUGCACUCUGGGGAAGCAAAACCAAGCGUUUGUGUCCCUCAGCUGCAUUACAUAUUUCCUAAAAUAGGUUUCAUUUGAUCUGUCUGUCUGUUUAAGCUCUAAACCUGUUGUGAAUAUCUGCCCUCCUCCUAUUAUUAGUCCACAUUUACUCUGUAUUGUGUCACCACAUCAUACAUCGUACAGCAGAGAGGAGGCAGUGUUCAUGUUUCAGUAGAAACUUUGUCUUUGACAGAGUCUUCAAGUUCUCCUGUCCAAAACAAAAAUCCAUCCAUUUCAGUCGAAAGAGAUUUGGCAAGUCAGAUGAGUGAAACAAACUUUUUUUUCCUUUAAGAAGGAAGUGGAAUGCAUCUGUAUAUAAAACGCUGUGUGUUUGAUUAUUAUGAAUAGAAAUGUACGUAUUUCUUUAUUUCGCCCUCUGUCGGGGUUUGAAGUUUCCUUAAAACCAACAGCUCGUGUCUUUUUUUAAAAACCAGAGUGCGAGUUCUCCUUUACUAGAUGGAUCUUUUUCAUACCGUAGUCACUAGAGAAGGUAAGCAGUGUAAUUUAUUGAUAGGAAUUCUGCUUUUUGUUAUUUCUUUGUGUUUUCAGUUCUACAAAAGAAGCAAUCAAUAUAACCAGCAAGCAGAGCAGCAACAAGUUCAGGUUCUGUUCAGGUUUUGACACUUCCAACGUCUUUAACUGAGAGCUCCGUGCACGCAUGCUAGGGUUGGGAAGAGGUGGAAGAUUUCCGGUAAAUUUCCAUGGGAAGUUAAGCUGGGGAAUUUUGGAAAUAUUCCAAAUUGGAAAUUAUGGGAAUGAACUAGGAAUUUAAUGGAAAGGUAUCAUAUCCAAGCAUAAGUAUUUGUUUUGUUAUAAGCUGACAUCCAUCCAAAAUAAUACAAUUAAAACAGAUGUAUUUGUAAGUAGAACUUAAUCAAGUUUUACAUUUUUUUAUUUUUUUUUAAGUUAUAUUUUUUGGGGCUUUUACAUUUAUAUUGAUAGCAGAGAGGACAGUGGACAGUGUAGGAAACUGGGAGAGAGUGGGGGAAUGACAUGCAGGAAAGGAGCCACAGGCUGGAUUCGAACCCGGGCGGCCCACUACAUGGUUUCGCAACUUAACCAGUACGCCAUGUCCGCGCCCAAGUGAAAAAAAAAAUGUUAUUGAACAAUCAAUUAUUUCAUUGAAGAACACAAACAUGAAUGUUGAGUUAAAUAUUACUCAUCCCCCUGACCCAACCCAUUCAAAAAUUAACAAAAAUGCAACCCCAACAAAGUCCCAUUCAAAAUGUUAAAUGAAGAGAGCGCCUCUUCCUCCAAAAAAGUCCCAUUCAACAUGUUAAUUAAAAAGUGCAUGUAGGGGGCGUGGUCUCAAUAGUCCUGUAGUAAGCAGUGUGCUAUGUGCAUGUGAUUGAGGAAUAGCAUAGAUAUUCAACUGUACUUGCAUGAAAUCUGUCUGUUUUAGUCAGGAUGAUGCUAAAAUAUAUUUCCACCAACUUUAUUUAAGUUCCCUAUUAAGAGCCAACCUUCAUUAUGGUAAAUUCCUGUUUUAUUCCCAUUUAUUCCCAUGGAAAGUUUCCAACUUUGAAAAUUCCCAGAACUUUGCAACCCUAAUGCAGGCUGUCCAAAAGUUGAGUCCACAAGCUUUACAACCUGAGCGUCCACAAAGUAAUAUUCAUCCAAAACAACAUCUGAUCAUCUUAAAACACAUUCCAGUGAAGGAAUCAAGAAUAUCACAUUGUUGGUGUUACGCUUUGUAAACAAGGAUUUAUUUCCCCAGCAACAAAAUAACAUUCAUAGAUAAGUUUUACAACCAUAUCUGCUGAUUCUCAUUGCUUUCUCUCACCAGUCACAAGAUAUGAAUCCAACUCAUUAUCUAAAUGACGUAAUUCAAUUUAACGCCAAAGACGCUGAACUAUUCAGAGCUUUUGGGUCUUUCUAUUUUAAUCUGUUCCCUAAAAUAACUUUGAGAACAGAGACAGAAUUUACUUCAGUUGUAAACUUGCAAAUUAAAACUGUAAAUUCUCAGAGAAAACUAAGUCUACUGUCAAAUUUGGGGCUUUAGUUUCUCAAGAAAAUUAAAGUUUUACUCUGUAAAUUUACAAAACUGACCUCUAUUUCAUUUAUUCAUUUCACCUUCAAGGCUCGUAUGUGCCUCCAUAUGAUAGGGAUCUAAAAUGAGCCAACAAGCUAGAAUAAGACGUUAAAAAUCUGCAGAGUUGGUAAAGAAAUGUUUGAUGGCUAAAGCCACGCUCAGCUCUUUAAUGUCUGUUUGAAUAAAAGAGGAAUGUAUUGUGAGAAUCAUGACAAAAUGUGCAACCGCUGUGGAAAACUUUUCGACGGCCCUGCAUGAGAACAUGAUCUGUCGGUGACGGAUGUUUUUCUACCAGGCGUCAUUGAUGUCACACUUAAAAUUAAACGGACACGCAUUGGAAGUGUUAAACCCUCUGAAUGAGCCUGUUGAUAGUAUGGGUCUGCUGUCACUGAAUUAGAUAACUGUGCUGAUAGUGUACGUUAGCAUCUCAAUGGCACAGUUAACAUAUCCUGAUUUCAUCAUUCGUGCAGUGCAUUCAGCAGUUACUGUAACAGCAGCAGCUCUAAAGUGAAGGUUGCAUCUUCUUCUGGUUUGAUUCAUUUUCUGUCGUCUUUAUUGGCUUUUCUUGAAAAAACGUAACUACAGCUAUCUUAACCUCAGAGAGUCCUCGGUGACUUGGAUUAGGAUUAAUCUGGUGUUGAUAAUGCUGUCCUUUAGUUUGACUUCUGUAUGGUAAACGCUCUGUCUUCUUUGCUUUACUGCUGGUCACCUGUCCUGAAAUUAAAAUGAUUGGUUUGGACAUGUGAUCUUAUACUGGUAAUAAAAACAUGUGAAUGUA
Notolabrus celidotus (New Zealand spotty) is the source of this 5818-nucleotide messenger RNA. It is a transcript of the gene fbxl3a, whose product is annotated as F-box and leucine-rich repeat protein 3a. Gene Ontology annotation, cellular component: cytosol; SCF ubiquitin ligase complex; nucleus. The transcript has 5 exons. Gene Ontology annotation, molecular function: protein binding. The record is from RefSeq and is a predicted model, not a curated record. Lineage: Eukaryota; Metazoa; Chordata; Actinopteri; Labriformes; Labridae. Bases 290 to 1609 code for a protein of 439 amino acids. Gene Ontology annotation, biological process: G2/M transition of mitotic cell cycle; entrainment of circadian clock by photoperiod; regulation of cell cycle.